This is a messenger RNA of Dryobates pubescens (Downy woodpecker), 1497 nucleotides long. Its product is annotated as formin-H-like. The transcript is spliced from 11 exons. The coding region runs from base 1 to 1458 and encodes 485 amino acids. The record is from RefSeq and is a predicted model, not a curated record. Lineage: Eukaryota; Metazoa; Chordata; Aves; Piciformes; Picidae.
AUGGUGGAUGCCAGCAUGCUCCAGAAGGAAUGGGUGUCUCUCAUAGAAAGGUACUGUUCAGUGUGCAACGAUGCCUCACUGCCGCAGGAGGGAUCUCAAGGAUGCAUCUCCCCUGAAGCAGAUUAUGAGGAAUUUCCUGUACCUCUGAGUGAGCAGAAAGAGGAGACCCUUUAUGUCAGGGUGAACUCUGCAUCAACCAGUCCGAACAAGUCUUCAAGCCUCCAGACAAAGCUUGCAGAGGAGGAAGCAGUCCCAGCAUCACCACCUCUUCCACUUCCCAUCAAUAAGGCAGAAGUACCACCAGCCCCACCUGUGUUCCCACAGCCCUGCAGUGGGAGAACAGAGGGGUCAAAGAGAACCAAAGCCUUUCACUGGGAUGUUGUUCCUUGUGAUAAGAUUCAAAAAUCUGUCUGGGCAUCAUGUGACCCAGGCAGGAGAAAAAUAGAUCUAUCCAGGCUCUGUGAUCAGUUCCAGAUGCAGGACAUGAUGGUGUUUUCAGGCAAUGAACCUUCAAUGAAUCAACACAUCAUGUUAGAUGCAAAAAUUGCACACAACUUCAACAUUUUUCUUAAAAGUUUCCGUAUCAAGCCAAGUGAGCUGAAAGACAGACUAUACAUUAUACAUGAAGAGAGUGGUGGACUUACAGAUGAGCAGAUUACAGCACUAAGAAGAUACAUGCCAACACCAAAAGACACAGAAAGGUACAGGUCGUUCAGGGGGUCUCCUUCAGAGCUGCAUGUGGUUGAUCAGUUUAUGUUAGAGAUGUGUAAGAUCCCCCACUUAGGCCAGAGGCUGGAUCUCCUGCUUACCGUACGUGAGCUCCCCAUGAGCAUGAAAGAUUUGGAGCCUCUAAUAAACCAGAAAAUCCAAGCGAGUAAACAGCUGCAGUCCAGCCAGAAAUUUGUUGCUGUUUUGGAGUACAUUUUAGCCAUUGGAAACCAUUUAAAUGAAAGGGCUGGAAAAGAAAAGGCUAAAGGAUUUAGACUGUCAUCUUUGACCAAAUUACCUCUGUUGAAGGGUAAAGAGAGGGCAUUCACCUUGCUUCAUGCCCUUGUGGAACAGAUCUUCUUACAUGAGCCUGAUCUGGCCAAAUUUUCUCAGGAGUUGACAGAAUUUGAAGCUGUUCCUGAUGCUUCCAUGAAGGGCCUCUGUGCUGAAGUUGAUGUUUUAAAAAGAGAAUUGGAAAAUGUUAUUCAGUGCAGGAGGCUUAUUAAACCCAAGUCAGCCAAGACAACACCCCAGGAAUCACAGUUCUGCAAGGAACUAAAGGAUUUAAUUCAGAAAUAUGAAGAGGAUCUAUCUCAGCUGUCAAAGAGAUGUGAUGAAAUGAAGAAGCUUUAUAGCAACAUACUGGUAAAAUUUGGGGAGCCACAAGACCUAGACUCUCAGGAACUAUUUGGAUGGAUAUCUUCAUUCAUUAGUGAGUUUAGGAGAGCCUGUGCUGAAGUUGUGCCAUAAGGACAACACAAACCUUGUAAAGAGGUGAGGGAAAGAGAA